AUGAGUGCCUUCCGGGCCGCCGAGAGAGAUGACAGGGCGGCACAGUUCGGGAAGGACCACGCCGACGCCGCCGUGGAGAGAAUGAAGCACCGCAUAGAGAAGCUGAAGGAAAUACAGGUACUGCUACAGGCGAAGGACGGUCUCAGCGACAAGACACCUGAGAAGCAGAAGGGGAAGAAAAAGGGGUUCAUGGGCACAAUGGUGGAGUUUGCUCUUGGCACUGGCGGGGAAGAUGACGAUGUCAGUGAGGCACAAGAGUUGGACUACGCCAAACAGACUCAGCUUAUCGCCAAGAAGGCCAAGCUCGCAUUGGUGAACCGGCAAAUAGAAGAUCUCAAGAGGGCCAAGAAAACCAUCUCCUCGGAUUACGCGUCUGCAGACGCCCAGCUCAUGCUUGCCGAGGAGAAAGCUGUACAGAAAGCUAAAGAAGCCAAGGCAAAGGCAGAGUUGGAUGCAGCCAGACGGGUGGCGGAGGAGAUGGGCAUGGGUAGCGUGGGUAAGGCUGAUGGCAUCAGGCUAGCCGCACACCGAAUCAAGAGAAAAAUCGCUGGGACCAAGACGGUGUACGGAGGGGCGUUCGACAACGAGAAUGCGGCUGUGGAAGCUGCCAUUAAAAGUAGGCACAAGGCCAAGCUGGGCAAAGUCGAAGCAGUCGUCGAAUUCGCCUUCACAGUCGGCGUGGAGGAGACCGAUGCCAUGGCCUCCAAACAGGCGAGGCUUGAAUCGCAAGGGCUACCCAGCUAUCGAAAGAUGUCCAAAGGGCUCGGCGGUAAAGACGUCGUGUUUUUGUGGGUCAGAAAGACGCUCGACUCAUCGGAGUUCAUCACCGAGAUACAGAUCACACACGCGGAUCCCUCAAACGCCGGCUACAAGAACUUGAAGCCGCUCGGGUUCACGUCUUGGGGUCAUCCACAGCUGGCUGCGAAGGUUGGCGGGCAGCCAAGCAUUUUGUUGUGGGGAAAAAGGGACCCACACAGUGAUGGCAUCGCGGACAUCGACCUGUCGUACAACCAAGCAGACGAGAAAAAACUGGCGGACGUGGGCUUCAAGGUGGUGCCGGGUGCAUUGGUAGAUUGCGGUCUUCCCGAUGUCCGACUUUGGUACAACAGCAUCAAGCGCGGCGCCCAUACACUCCCCACCGUCAAAGUUAUCCUCCACGAGAUUGGCGAGGUUCGAAGCAUGCGCAAGCAGAACCCAGGCGAUGCCACGCUUAUGGACGUCGAGUCCAAGUUGGAGUCCAAGCUUGCCCAGGCACGCGAGGCAGAAGAGAGAAAAGCUGAAGACCGCAGCAACCCCCUCAAGAGCGCGAUCGAAACCUAUGCCCUCACCGGAAUGGAUAUCGACGUCUUCAUCUCCCACUUCGCGGCGAUCGAUGUUGAGAGAAAAGGGACAAUCGGCGUCGGGGCGUUCUUCGAGUACUUCGAGUGGCCUCGAAACGCUUUCGCCAACCAUCUUUUCAGCUUCAUGGAAGCAACAGACGAGGAUGGCCGAGUGGAUUUUGGUGAUUUUGUGAAGCUGUCCUUCAACCAUUUCUUGGACCUCGACAAGCGCUUUCCAAAGAUGUUCUACCCGGUGGCCAACCUCCAGUCCGAAAUGAGAAAAAUGUUUCUGGGAGACGCGUUCUGGGUAAAGAAAUUGCUGAUUUUCAACGAGGGCCGAGAGAACAUCAUCAAGGAAGCCGACGGAUCAGCAUCCAAGGCGGUUCGUCCGAAAGGGAGAAUAACGCUAAAGCUGCUCCCCAAGACCGCGGCUACCGCAGCGUCCGUUCCGGCGUCGUCGCCGGCGUUCAUCCUCUCCGCCGCCACUGCUGUCGCGGCUCUCGUCUCUUCAGUCCGCAUCUCCUCCCCCACCGCCGCUGAUACGUCUCCAGCUUCCUCGUCCUUUUCAGGCCUCGCCACCGCUGUCGCUGCCACAGCUGCGGCCUCGUCGGCGGCCUUCUAUUUCUACGCGCGUGAUCGUGGCGCAGCUGCUGCAGAGGAGGACGCUGCGGUGAAACUGGUGCUGCCCGAACCGUUCUUCCCUCAGCUCCCAGAAGAAAAGGGCAAGGAACUCCUGGACCGCUAUGGCGGCAUCGAAUCAGAGUACUUGGAGAAGGUGAAAGCGGACAGGACCGUGUCCACCGGCGUGGACUUGGAGCAACUGGGCAUCUUGAAGGCGGUUCGCGCUGGCCUUGCCCCUGGAGCAAAGCGCAUCCACACUUCCCUCGACAAGCUGAACAUCUACGCAAGAGGAGGGGGUGCGCCUUCUUCGGGCAAUGCGAAUCCAACAUCGAACAAGUUGUGGAGGGCCACCGGCUGA
Molecule: messenger RNA, 2298 nt
Organism: Ectocarpus siliculosus
Lineage: Eukaryota; Phaeophyceae; Ectocarpales; Ectocarpaceae
Source: the annotation of a GenBank genome assembly